Heterocephalus glaber (naked mole-rat) is the source of this 2850-nucleotide messenger RNA. It is a transcript of the gene Mta2, whose product is annotated as metastasis associated 1 family member 2. Gene Ontology annotation, molecular function: sequence-specific DNA binding; histone deacetylase binding; chromatin binding. Gene Ontology annotation, cellular component: nucleoplasm; NuRD complex. Lineage: Eukaryota; Metazoa; Chordata; Mammalia; Rodentia; Bathyergidae. The record is from RefSeq and is a predicted model, not a curated record. Gene Ontology annotation, biological process: negative regulation of transcription by RNA polymerase II.
GGCGGAAACGGCCGGAAGAAGCCGAGCCAGCUCCGGAAGGGGCCGAGCUGAGCCGAGCGGCAGGCCUUGUUCUCCGGCCGGCUGGGUGUCCGGAAGGCGGCGAGUCCGAGGCGGCUGGCGUGUUCCCGCAGCCCUAGUGCAGGCUCACGUCGCAGUGCGCGAGGGCGAAGGCGCGGGCGGCCCCGGUGCGUGGGAGCGCACGUUCCGGAAGGAGCCGAGGCACCGGGCGGGAGGGCAGCGGCGCCACUGGCCGGGAUGAUCCGCUACGGCUGAGGCGGCGGAGACGGCGAGCGCAGCCCCGGGCCCGGAGCCCUUUGUGCGGCGGCGGCCAUGGCGGCCAACAUGUACCGGGUGGGGGAUUACGUCUAUUUCGAGAACUCCUCCAGCAACCCGUACCUGGUGCGGAGGAUCGAGGAGCUCAACAAGACUGCAAAUGGAAACGUGGAAGCAAAAGUGGUCUGUCUUUUCCGGCGAAGGGACAUUUCUAGCAGCCUCAACAGCCUGGCUGAUAGCAAUGCCAGGGAGUUCGAGGAGGAGUCAAAGCAGCCAGGGGUGUCGGAGCAGCAGAGGCAUCAGCUGAAGCACCGGGAGCUCUUCCUGUCCCGGCAGUUUGAGUCGUUACCGGCCACCCACAUACGAGGGAAAUGCAGCGUGACCCUUCUGAAUGAGACAGAUAUCUUGAGCCAGUACCUGGAAAAGGAGGACUGCUUUUUUUACUCGUUGGUGUUUGACCCAGUGCAGAAGACGUUGCUGGCUGACCAAGGGGAGAUUAGAGUUGGUUGCAAAUACCAAGCUGAGAUCCCCGAUCGCCUGGCAGAGGGAGAACUGGACAAUCGGAAUCAGCAGAAGAUGGAGAUGAAGGUCUGGGAUCCAGACAACCCCCUCACGGACCGGCAGAUUGACCAGUUCCUUGUGGUGGCCCGAGCUGUGGGGACCUUUGCGAGAGCCCUGGACUGCAGCAGCUCCAUCCGACAGCCCAGCCUGCACAUGAGUGCGGCUGCCGCCUCCCGAGAUAUCACCCUGUUUCAUGCCAUGGACACGCUGCAGAGAAAUGGCUAUGACCUAGCCAAAGCCAUGUCCACUUUGGUGCCCCAGGGGGGCCCGGUGCUGUGCCGAGACGAGAUGGAGGAGUGGUCUGCCUCCGAGGCCAUGUUGUUCGAGGAGGCUCUGGAGAAGUACGGAAAAGAUUUCAAUGACAUCCGCCAGGACUUUCUGCCCUGGAAGUCACUUGCAAGCAUAGUUCAGUUCUACUACAUGUGGAAGACCACAGACCGGUACAUUCAGCAGAAGAGAUUGAAGGCUGCUGAAGCAGACAGCAAACUGAAGCAGGUCUACAUUCCCACCUACACUAAGCCAAACCCUAACCAGAUCAUUUCUGUGGGUUCAAAACCUGGGAUGAACGGAGCUGGGUUCCAGAAGGGUCUGACUUGUGAGAGCUGCCACACCACGCAGUCUGCCCAGUGGUACGCCUGGGGCCCACCCAACAUGCAGUGCCGUCUCUGUGCUUCCUGUUGGAUCUACUGGAAGAAGUAUGGGGGGCUGAAGACCCCAACCCAGCUUGAGGGGGCUGCUCGGGGCUCCACGGAGCCACACUCAAGGGGUCACCUGUCCAGACCUGAAGCCCAAAGUCUCUCCCCUUACACAACCAGCGCCAACCGGGCCAAGCUGCUGGCCAAGAACAGGCAGACAUUCCUGCUUCAGACCACAAAGCUAACCCGGCUUGCCCGGCGGAUGUGCAGGGACCUGCUGCAGCCAAGGAGGGCUGCCCGGAGGCCCUACGCCCCCAUCAAUGCCAAUGCCAUCAAGGCAGAGUGCUCCAUCCGCCUUCCAAAGGCUGCCAAGACACCGCUGAAGAUUCACCCUCUGGUUCGGCUACCCCUGGCAACAAUCGUCAAGGAUCUGGUGGCUCAGGCACCUCUGAAACCAAAAACACCUCGGGGCACCAAGACCCCAAUCAACAGAAACCAGCUGACCCAGAACCGGGGCCUGGGGGGCAUCAUGGUAAAGAGAGCCUAUGAGACGAUGGCAGGGGCAGGGGUCCCUUUCUCUGCCAACGGAAGGCCUCUGGCCUCAGGGAUCCGCUCAGGCUCGCAGCCAGCAGCCAAACGUCAGAAACUAAACCCAGCAGAUGCCCCCAAUCCCGUGGUGUUUGUGGCCACAAAGGAUACCAGGGCCUUACGGAAGGCUCUAACCCACUUGGAGAUGCGGCGGGCUGCCCGGAGGCCCAACCUUCCUCUGAAGGUGAAACCAGCACUGAUGGCUGUGCGGCCCCCAGUCCCUCUGCCUGCACCCUCACAUGCAUCCAGCACCAAUGAGCCCAUUGUCUUGGAGGACUAAGCAGUGAGGGCCAGGGAGGCAGCCUGGCAGGGGGUGAGCUGGGGCUUCAGAGGGAUGGGAGGGGCAGUGCCCAUGGGGCUCAGACGCCCCUGGCCUGUCCUGCAGGGUUCCUAACUUGGUCCUUUCCACACUUGUCUUGGACAGUUUCAGGGGGAAGGUUUUUUAAUUUUGUAAAAAGUAUUGCCUCCCUUUGUGAAAGGGGACGGGAGGGGAAGAGUGACAGCUCUCAGGUAGUAGCACCUGGGGGUGGGGGGCGUGCACUGCCAUGUCUUUCUUGGUUUUUUUCCUAAUUGGGGGGUUUCUCUUCCUGUCCGGUGUCCGGACUUUGCUGAUUGGUAUUUGAGGCCCCUGAGCUGGCACCAGCCCCAGCCCGUGCUAGCUCUUUCCUCUCUCCCCUUCCCCCUCCGCCUUUUGUAUGCCAGUUCUCAGAAAUAAAGAUCUUUUGUCUGUUUUUUUUAACCUCGGAUUCUGUAAUUGGUUCUUAUAGUAACGAAUAAAAAGCUGUUUUCUUCA